Messenger RNA from Metarhizium album ARSEF 1941, 2508 nucleotides. RefSeq lists its product as uncharacterized. Lineage: Eukaryota; Fungi; Ascomycota; Sordariomycetes; Hypocreales; Clavicipitaceae. Bases 1 to 2508 code for a protein of 835 amino acids. The record is from RefSeq and is a predicted model, not a curated record. The transcript has a single exon. Gene Ontology annotation, cellular component: cytoplasm.
AUGGGCAAUUCAAACACCAAAGAGUCUCGUUCGGAACACCACGACGGCUCCUCUGAUCCCCGCGAAUGUGCGAGGUCGCGCAAUCGCAUCAGCAGAGGGGACCUGGGCGGAUUUCUCAGCCUACAGCCCCCCCGGGACCGUGGCCGAGACCGUCACGAUGCUCCAUUCGAGCACCGUGAGACCAGACAAGAGCGCGAGGCUCGCCGGUUAGAAAAGGAGCGUCAGACUAGAGCCAAGGAUCGAGAGCGAAGCAUCCGGGAGGAACAUGUGGAUGGGGGGUAUUUGGUCACAAUGGGAACGUAUACCGGCACCGAGGACUUCAGCAAGCCUGUGGUUCGACAGCUUCAGGUAUGUUUGCUGCCUUUUGCCUCAUCUUUACUCUCUUCCCUCCAUGGACAGCUCAAAAGGCACGAGUCGGGUACUAACCUCCGCAAUCAGAUCGAGAGGAAAUUGGCUCCCUUCUGGCGCGGUCUGAACGACUGGUCUGAAAACUGGACAGAACAUCAACUUGUUGCAGCUGCUCGGGGCCUGCCAAUCCCGGACGCCGACGCGCCUCCCGAUCCCGACCUGAUGCCUCGCCCUUCAUCACCCCAGGCGGAAGCUGCCAACGCUCAGGGCUUGCAGAGCCUUACCGUUCCCAUGGGUCCCAGAACUCUUUCUGCCGCCUCAGAUCGUAGUGGCUCUGGGGCUGGGUCUGGCAUCUCUUCUCCAACGACAGCAGCACCUCCCAAAUCAUCGUCAAUCAAGCCAAGGGCCAAGGCACUCGCGGCAGCCCUCAGCGUGGGCUCUCGCAGUGCUUCAUCCACUGACUUGGCGCCAAAGGAGGUACCUUUACCCCGUGACCCGUUUGUUAAUGGUCAGCCCAUCGAGGUGUACCUGUACAAGGACGCCUCCGAAUGCCCUAUAUGCUUCCUGUCCUACCCUCCCUAUCUGAACCGCACACGAUGCUGCGACCAGCCUAUCUGUAGCGAGUGCUUUGUGCAGAUAAAGCGAGCCGAUCCUCACCUGCCUGAGCGUCAUCCAAACGGCGAGACCAGGGAUCCAAACGAAGGGCCCAAUCCGGAAGACCCGCCGGAGAUGCUCAUAUCAGAACCGUCAGCGUGUCCCUACUGCCAACAGCCUGAAUUCGGCGUGACAUACGAACCUCCGUCCUUUCGAAGGGGCGUAGCCUACUCAACCUACACGAACUUCGCUUCAACCGCAAUGUCCUCGCAGAGCUCUCUCAACUCUACGCUUUCGCCAGCAACUCCUCAGCCUUUCGGGAGGCGGCGGACACAUAGCUUGUCAGCCACCGCUCCCAAUGUCAUCACAACCGACCGAGUCCGGCCAGACUGGGCCACAAAACUGGCCUCUGCUCGUGCUCAUCAGGCACGCCGGGCCGCAGCGGCCACGGCCCUGCACACCGCAGCUUUCUUGGUGGGAGCCCAGGAAAGCAGAUCCAUACUCCGCCCCAGCAGAUUUGGACGAAGGAGUGCCGGGACAGAUACUCCCGUUCACGAUCACACGGCCCGCAAUCCCGGCGAAGCAGAGGCCGAUCCCGACGAGAUGGCGUCCAGUCGGAAUGCUGGCGGUAUUCGCCGGAGUCGAAUGGAUGAGCUUGAAGAUAUGAUGUUCAUGGAGGCUGUUCGACUGUCUCUUGCGACGGAGGAGGAACGAAAACGAAAAGAAGAGAAGGCCCUACGAAAGGAGGCCAAGAAGCGACAGCAGGCCGAGAAGAAGGCUCAGAAGAAGGCGAGCAAGGACCCAUAUGGAGGGAGCAUUAGCGGUGCCAGCAGAAGUAGUCUUUCUCUGGGCCUUGGCCGAAGGCGUGGCAAUAGUGGAGCUAGUGCCUUGAGGGCUGAGGCUACGACGCAGGGAGCGUCGCAAGCUACCAAAGGAGAGGAACCACUGGCUGCUGAAACCGAAACCAUGGGCGGGCUCCCAGGAAAAGGCAAAGCCGUAGACCGUGGAUCGGAGGAUAUUACGGGGGCAGGCAGUUCCGCUGCCGCCUCGCUACCCAUAGCCGCCAGCCGUCCUCAUGGGAGCUCGCAUCUGCGCCAGAUGAGCAACGCCUCCUCGCUUGGAUCAUCUCUCGCGGACACACCCUCUGGAAGCUAUACUGGGCCAGGGUUUAGCGGAGCUGAUGGCACAGGUUCUCGAUCUGAAGGCGAUCGAGACACUGGCAGUGAGCCUAUGUUCAACUUUCGCAGCUUGGCUGAACUAGUCGGGGUGAACAUUGACGAUGGGUCCGCAGAUCGGAGUGAAGGAGAGGCAUCAUCAAACCUUGCCAAGGAUACAACACGUCGCCUCCUGUCACAGGUGCAAGAUGAGAAGGCUGGGUCAGAAGCCGACCAUGCGGAGAAACUCAGCGCUGGACAAGCUGGCGAAGAAGAAAAGAAACCGCAAUCAACGUUGAGCAAUGAGCCGACAGCCGUUGAAACCCUCGGAGCCACCCGUCUGUCCCCAGAGGUCACGAUAACCCCCAAGGGUGAUGAUGUCGACAGCUCAGAAGCCAAGCAACCUGACUAG